GCCCCGUGCCGAUGCGUUGUGGGGAUUUGCGGCUCGCGAUGGCGAGCGGCGAUGAGUUGGGCGAUGGCGACUGGGAGGAGGAGGUGGAGGAGCAAUACGUGGUGGUUGAGCUGUCUGGCAUCAUAGACUCGGAUUUCCUGGCCAAGUGCAACAACAGCUUUAAAAUACUGGGGGUGGACACGGAUGAACCCAUCAUGCAAGUGGGUGGCUGUGUCUUUGCUGGUCGAUACGAAGAUGCACUCGGGACGUGCGUGUUAUUCAAAGAAAACUCCACUUCAGGUCCUGGGGACGCGUCGGAGGGCACGGCCUUGAGCUACCAAUGUCACACAGCCAAGAAGCUGCUCAUGCAUCGAACGUUCCUAUCCGAAAGGCAAUCAUCUGAGCCCGUCUCUGGCAUCGAGGCGAUGCAGUUAGACUCGCUGGAAGGAUACCGCCACUCGUCGGGAUACCACUGGCAGCCGCCCAAGGAGGAGAUGAGCACAGACGUCACAGGAGGUGACGAAGAGGAUGAGGACGACGAUGACGACGACGGCAAAGAUGACAAUGGGGACAACGACGGCGACGAUGAUAACAAUCACGAUCGACGGCCAAUGGAGGCUGCGGUGCCCAGCCCAGGAACAGCGAACGAGGGCAGCAAGGAAGCAGUACCCGAACCAUCUCUCGGCACGAAGGCUGAAGCCUCAAUUGUGCCGUGAUGGCCGAUCAAUCUCCAGCGGUUUUUUUGUCGGGCUGACUUUUUCACUGGCUUGCGCAGAGUGGGCCGUGUAACAUGCCCACUAACGUUAACUCAAUUGUUUCUUUGCUCAAAGGAGUAACAGCAGAGUGGGCCACAUCCUGCUAAAGGCCUGAACCAGGGGAGAAAAUUCCACGUUUCCCAUCGUGGGAGCCAUUCCCUCCACAGGUUGACAACUACUGACUUGCUGCAAAGUGGUUAUGUAUUUUAUUUACCUCCAGAAGGAUUAUGUGGGCUGAGUUGACAUCCGCCUUCUGGUAAGAGUUACACUCCCUAACCACACCACCACAUUCUGCAAUGUAAUUACUACGAGACAUAAUAAACCGGUAUUGAGCUGCAUACGGCUAAUGUUUAAGUCAGCUCUGUGCCAUCUCUAAUAGGCUGAGCCUAUGUAAUUGACACUGAUGAUGUAUCCUGUGCAGGUUGUUUGGUAAUGAAGUCACAGCACACUGGCAUCGGUGUUGCCACGUUGAAUCUACGUAGUGGGAGGAGGUGGCUUAUGAUGCUUGCAAUGUCCUCAAUGUCCCUUGAGGUUUGUAUUGGUCUUUAUGUCAUUGGUCGAGGGAAACUUCCAUUCACUCGGACUGUGUGUAUGCAAUGUAGAUACAUGACCCUCAUGGAGUUGAACACGGACGUGUGGAGUGUUUGGGUACAUUUUGUAUGUUGACAAUACCGCAUAAACUCGGCUCUAUUAUAAGUCGGUAACAUCAGUCCCGUUUACAAGGCUGUGCAUUAAAUAAAAUCAUUGUUUGGUUUGCA
Molecule: messenger RNA, 1492 nt
Organism: Lethenteron reissneri (Far Eastern brook lamprey)
Lineage: Eukaryota; Metazoa; Chordata; Hyperoartia; Petromyzontiformes; Petromyzontidae
Gene: GTF3C6
Product: general transcription factor IIIC subunit 6
Biological process (GO): transcription by RNA polymerase III
Cellular component (GO): transcription factor TFIIIC complex
Source: RefSeq, a predicted model, not a curated record